Messenger RNA from Branchiostoma floridae (Florida lancelet), 1973 nucleotides. Its product is annotated as zinc finger protein 2 homolog. Lineage: Eukaryota; Metazoa; Chordata; Leptocardii; Amphioxiformes; Branchiostomatidae. The transcript has 2 exons. Gene Ontology annotation, biological process: negative regulation of transcription by RNA polymerase II; regulation of immune system process; regulation of cytokine production. The record is from RefSeq and is a predicted model, not a curated record. Bases 151 to 1326 code for a protein of 391 amino acids.
CAAAGGUUGCAUUUCCUGUCCGUUUGCAAAGCAGCAAAAAGCGGUUUGGGGAAGUUCCCUCGUCUUUUCGAGAUCACAGACUGCAGCAUUCACCGGUUUGAAACGACUAUACAGUCGGCUGUGGACAGGCGAACCUAUAGAUAUACAAGAAUGGCGACAACAAGUAACAUUCAGGGACCUGAUGAUGCUGGGUGGACGGCAGGAGAGGAUUCUUCCGUGGUUUCCGAAACAGAGGAGAAACGCUACGAAUGUGAGGAGUGCAGCAGGCAGUUUAGUGUACAAGCUCAUCUGAAGACUCAUAUGCAUACUCACACUGGAGAGAAACCCUACAGAUGUGAGGAGUGCGGCAAGCUGUUUAGUCAGCUUGGUAAUUUGAAGAAGCACAUGCGGACUCAUAGUGGGGAAAAACCCUACAGGUGUGAGGAGUGCAGCAGGCAGUUCAGUGAGUCAUGCAAUCUAAAGGCUCACAUGCGCACUCACACAGGGGAGAAACCCUAUAAGUGUGAGGAGUGCAGCAGGCAGUUCAGUCAGCCGGGCCAUCUAAAAAAACACAUGCGGACUCACACAAGAGAGAAGCCCUACAGGUGUGAAGCGUGCAGUAGGCAUUUCAGUCGACUUGACGCUCUGCAAACUCACAUGCGUACUCACACAGGAGAAAAACCCUACAAGUGUGAGGAGUGCAGCAGACAGUUCAGUGAGUCAGGCCAGCUAAAGACUCACAUGCGUACUCACACUGGGGAGAAACCCUACAGGUGUGAGGAGUGCAACAGUCAGUUUAGUCAGCUGGGUGCUCUGAAGACUCACAUGCAGACUCACACAGGGGAGAAACCUUACAAGUGUGAGGAGUGCGGCCGGCAGUUCAGUCAGCUGAGUCAUUUGAAAGAUCACAUGCGGACUCACACAGGUGAGAAACCCUACACGUGUGAGGAGUGCAGCAGGCAGUUCAGUGAACUUGGCGCUCUGCGUACCCACAUGCGCACUCACACAGGAGAGAAACCCUACAGGUGUGAGAAUUGUGGCAAGCAGUUCAGUCAUUAUUCUGCAUUAAAGGUGCACAUGCGCACUCACACAGGUGAGAAACCCUACACGUGUGAGGAGUGCAGCAAGCAGUUUAGUCAGCUGAGUAAUCUGAAGAGGCACAUACGUGCUCACACAGGAAAGAAACCCUACAGGUGUGAGGAGUGCAGCAGACAGUUCAGUCGACUUGGUAAUUUGAAGACUCACAUGCGGACUCACACUGGGGAGAAACCCUACACGUGUGAGGAGUGCAGCAAACAAUUCGCUGCCCAAAGUAAUCUUUAUAAACACAUGAAAUCUCACGAGUAGGAACGGUUAAUGUUGUGGAGAUGAAAAGUUGUUCAAUCUACUAGUGAACUUAAUAACCUGCUUUAAAAUCACAGAUACAAGUUGGGAGUGAAGUUUAUUUUUUACGCUUGUUUGCAUAGAUCUGUUCUUAAUGUUGUUUGAUACUAGCAUCAGUUAGUGAUACGGCUUUUAUCAUUGAAGGAUAGUGAACUUGUCAUGACACUUAGAGACGUAGCCUUUUCACAUUUUUCAAGUUGAUUUUGUAUCUUAAAGAGGAUAGUUGAUGCUUGGAUUAGAAAAUUGCAAAAAACUCUUCUUCAUUUGUUUUGUAUUUUUUUCAUGUCCUGUAUUUCUACCUGUAAUUAUUUUUCCCAUAUAUUCUUCUUGUAUAUAUAACACGUCUUUAUUGUUGGGUUGAAUACGACAUGAGUAGAACUAGGUAAUACAGUUAACGUAGAAAGUUGGGAAAUUGGCGUUACUUUGAUGUUCCUUUUAGUUUUGUUAAAAAGUUACUACUAACCGUUAAAAGUAGUGUUUGACAAGCUUGUCCUGUUUGCUUACAGAAUCUGUAACUGAGCACGUUAGGUUACAGAUUUAGUAUUUUUUUUAUAUGUUUUUUUUGGUGUAUUCGUUUUUUUUUUCGAUUCAAGUUUGUUGCACUUGAAAUA